Messenger RNA from Clonostachys rhizophaga, 1728 nucleotides. The record is from the annotation of a GenBank genome assembly. NCBI's taxonomy places the organism in Eukaryota, Fungi, Ascomycota, Sordariomycetes, Hypocreales, Bionectriaceae.
AUGCGGAAAAUGGAAUGGGUGUUCGCGCUGCUCCUUUGUGGCUGCCAGGCGCAAGAUAACAUCCCAUCCGCGGACACUUUCUUACGUCGUCUGAACACCAAAGACCCAAGACAGCUAUGCGGAAUUUUACGGAUGGCUGAUGAGCAGAAAGCCACGGUCAUCAAUGACUACCUCUAUCUGGAUGGAGGGGAACUAUCGCAGAAGGGGUUCACAGCUUAUAGAAACUCCAAUGGAUUUAAUAUCACUGCUUCUCUCGAUCUUUCCAAGUCUUGGUAUCCGAGAAAUGUAACUUUCAACGAGACCCCCAAGCCCGACGGGAUCCCGAUUCUCUGGCGGCAUGCCAUCUUCACCGACAGCGCAUCUAAUUCUUUCUAUAUUUAUGGCGGCAGAGAAUCCUACCCCAAUGGCCCACCGCGCGACAAGUACUGGAAGUUCAUUGCAGAUAAUAAGGGGUCUGGUUCCUGGAGCACCGAAACCACCAGUGGCGCGUUCACGGGCCUGGUCCGUUCAGAAGCAGGGGCUUUUGCCAGCACCAGCAACGCUGGAUUCUGGGUUGGGGGAUACGCUUCAGGAUGGACAGACAGCCAGGCGACUGGCAAUUUAGCCAGCGAUAUUCCUGGCGUUGUGUCAUUCAAUUUCAGCACCAAGGCUUGGAAAAACCACACUGAGGCCCCGUAUUCACCAAGUGGAAGGAUGUAUGGCGGCACCGCUACGUAUAUUUCCAACUUGGGCUCUAAUGGUCUGGUUAUGACGCUUGGUGGUGUUUCCAGUUCGAAGCCAAAGGCCGCCGGACAUUUGGACCUUGGAAAUGUGCAUUUCUUCGACCCGGAGACCAUGAAGUGGUAUAAGCAAGCUACAACAGGUGACAUCCCUUCCGGUCGCAUGGAUCACUGUGCAGUUGGCGUGAAGGGCAAUGGGACGUUUGAGAUCUUUGUGUUUGGCGGUUAUAAUGUAGACCAAGACGAGACCUACAAGGACAUGCACAUCUUGAGCCUCCCCGGUUUUUUUUGGACGAGAGCCAGUGAAGAGGCUCGGUCUGGUCGAAUGCAGGGCACAUGUGUUCUUGCUGGAAAGCGGCAACUGGUGUCCAUUGGCGGAACUGAGGCCAUCCGCGAUCCCGACGCGUGGGGACCGGCCGAUCCCGAGCCCCAGGGGCUAUCCAUCUUCGACUUGAGCGAGUUGUCGUGGAAGGACAAGUACGAUGCCAAUGCUGCUGAGUACACUACCCCCAAAAGUAUCAAAACAUGGUAUAACAACGGGGGCCUGGACAAGGUCGUUUGGGGUGACGGUGUAAAGGGUCUUCUAUACGGGAACUCAGAACUGGGUGGCACGGAGUCCAACCCUCAGCCUACCUCGGAUCCGACUGCCGAGUCAGCAGACAAUUCUUCCAACUCCAAGUCACCAUCAACCGGAGUCAUCGUCGGAGCCGUAGUUGGCUCGUUUGUUGGUGCUAUCGUAUUGGGCUUGCUGGGCUUCUUUUUCUUGGCGCGAAGACGCCGCAGGCAUGACCCGGCAAUAUCUGAACUGUCGCAAUAUCACGAACCCCCAAGCGAAUUAGAAGCCCCAAGAAGUAUAACCGAGCCUCCCAAGUAUAUGGAAAGCUCAAGACAUGAUUCAGAGCCAUUCAAGGACACGGGCUGUGAGCCCGACCAUUUCUCGUACAGAGCAGAGCUUUCAACCGAUGGUGAGCUCAGCGCUGAGUUAGGACCAGGAAGACAAUGGCCCUAA